This is a messenger RNA of Helianthus annuus (common sunflower), 1134 nucleotides long. RefSeq names its product probable serine/threonine-protein kinase DDB_G0281745. The coding region runs from base 1 to 1134 and encodes 377 amino acids. The record is from RefSeq and is a predicted model, not a curated record. The transcript is spliced from 4 exons. Lineage: Eukaryota; Viridiplantae; Streptophyta; Magnoliopsida; Asterales; Asteraceae.
AUGAAUCUUGCACAGUUUAUUCAGAAGAUUGAAGAUCACGAGUUGGAAUCUAGAAAAGUUGCUGAAGAAAAGGCACAAAUGGAAAACUCGUCAGAAAAAGUUGAAACUGAAGAACAGAUGAAUGAGAAAGUGAUAGAGAAAGUUGUCGAAGUAGAGAAGAUUGUAGAAAUAGAAAAAAUUGUUGAAGUCGAGAAACCUGUUGAGGUUGAAAAGAUUAUUGAGGAAAUCCAAGGUAUCAAUGGGGAAUCAACUGAUGAAUUGAUCAAAAGAUAUAUCGAGUUGUAUUGGGAGAUGGAACGAUUGAAGAUAACCAAGACUAAUGAGGAAUGGGUUAACAAGUUAGCAAAUGUUUUACCGGGUAAUGGGUGGAGAACGUAUUUGUCAGAUUUGAGGAAGAUAUAUUUAGACGUGAAUUUGAGCUUGUUUAUCGAGAAGAUUGAUGAACUAGAACUUGAACUCCGAAAGAAUAAAGCAGCAACUGAUAAAGUAGAAUUCAAAUCUGAGGAAAAUGUUCGAGAGGAAGAGAAGCAGGCGGUUACUCCACCACCAUUGACAGUUGAGGAACCACCUCAACAACCACCACAACCGCCUCCUGAGCCACCAAGGCGAAUGAGGAAUGCACGGAUGUCCGUGCGAGGGGGACAGAGAUUCAGUUCCCCACAAGCUUCAGGCACUUACCCUCCAAUCCCCGAAGAUCCACAGAUGGGUGGACCUUCUCACGCGGUGCCGGAAAAUGAUCCCCUGCGGGCUACCUUUGCACCACCGCCACUGCCAAUGGGUUAUGAAAACCUAAUACCUACUUACCCAGGUUCGUCUGGGUAUAACUCGUUUGAAUAUCAAGCUCCUACGGGUUAUGAAUAUCAAGCCCCUGCCAAGGAUCCAUAUCUUGUGGCAGCUCAAUUUAACGCCCUUUAUCCCUCACCGUUUCCUCCAGUAUACCCAACAGGGUAUCUAGUGUAUGGGUAUCAAUACCCUCCUUAUAAGCAUGAACCUCAACCCCCACCUCAACAUUCUCAAACCCAAGAAAUUCUACAAAGGUUGGAUGUGAUUCAGCAAAAAGCGGAGGAACGAGAAAGAAAGACCCAUAAAUUCCUAAAGGGUCUUGCGAACUUCAUAAAGGGAAAGAAGAAGUAG